This is a messenger RNA of Phaedon cochleariae (mustard beetle), 843 nucleotides long. The record is from the annotation of a GenBank genome assembly. Lineage: Eukaryota; Metazoa; Arthropoda; Insecta; Coleoptera; Chrysomelidae.
AUGUCUUUAAAUACGGCACAUCUUAAUGGUGGUGUGCUUAUACACAAUGGAGAACAAAUAUUGUUGUUUUCGGAGAAUGUGAGUUUAGAAUGGUCCGGACAAGCAGUGAGUGUCUUUCAAAGCACUAAGAAGGGAAGCAUUUACUUGACCACUCAUCGAGUUAUCUUCAAUAGCAAAUCCACAACAGAUGAAAUGCAAAGUUUCAGUUUCCCCUUCAUUACUCUGAGUGAAGUGGAAAUUGAACAACCAGUUUUUGGGGCAAAUUACAUAAAAGGGAAAGUAAGAGCACAGCCUAAUGGCAAUUGGGUAGGAGAAGCAAAGUUUAAGAUGACAUUCAAGCAUGGGGGUGCCAUCGAAUUUGGACAGGCUUUGUUGAAGGCAGCUCAUUUAGCAUCAAGAGGCGGCAUGCAAGCCCCGCCACCCUAUGUUCCUCCACAAACUCAAUGGUACGCUGCUCCACCGCCGGCUUAUGCUCCACCCCCACAAGGUUAUUACGGCUGGACGCCGCCCACUAACGUUUUCCCGCAGCAACCGCCCGCGGGCGGCGUCUUCAUGACGGACGCACCGCCCCCGUAUCCCGGCAUCGCGCCCGGCUUCCAGCCUCAGGGCGGCUACGGCCCGCCCCAGGGCGGCUAUCCCGCCCCCGGCUACCCGGGACCCCAUCAGGGAUCCGCCAACGGGGCAGCCGGUGGAUUCCAGAGUUCGGCAGAUGCCAAGGCUGCUGAAGCUGCUCAAUCGGCUUAUUAUGAUCCAAAUCAGCCCCAAAUGGCUUAUAUUCCACCUCCAGCUUAUUAUGAAAAUCCUCCUAGCUACAAUCAGGCUACCAACAAGAAAAGUCAAUAG